UUCACGUCGACCGGCUGCCGCGUCGCUGCCGGCUCCGAGCGCUCAGUCACGUUGCCGCUCACGCUCGUCAUGCUCACGCCGCUCUAAUCGGUCCGCGAAAAUUCGAACCUAUGACGAUGGACUUUCAGAGUGCCAUGGAGACUUUCGCUGAAGCCUGGGUCGCCGCCAACGCCAAGGGUGCUCCACUAGCCGACGUCGCCACGCAGAGCCAGGCGUUAGCGCUGACGAGGACCUGCAAAACUCCGUCUCCUCCGAGCACGACUCCCGCCGCCACCGGCCGCUCCAGCCGGGAAUCCGCGGAGCGCGUCGCCACCCCCACGCAGCCCCGCACGCCUCCGGAGAGCACCGUGUCCCCGCCGUCCGUCAAAGAGGAGUUCGACGCGGCCAAGACCUCGACAGCUAAGUCGCUGCCCGUUCAUUGUAUCGUCGAAGCGAUUUGUACCUUGGAAGAAAACCGUUCCUUGCAACAUAAUGCUUGGAGACGAAGACCUAUGGUCGAAACCGAUAGCUACGUUAUAAUUCCUGUUGGAACUCCCUUUCAUAGCCUUGUGCAAGCCGCCCUGCUUCGAUUAGGCUAUUCCGCUGACAGUGCAGCUGCCGCGAAAGGUUCCGUUAUUAUCAAAAAUUGGAAGGCACUUAAUUUUGAGCAAAUAUCUGAUGAUCCUCUGGUAACAGUCGGUGACAUAUUAGGAGAAUUAACCACGAUAGCUACGCUCAGAAUCCAAGUAUUUCGAGGAAGACCUGGAACGAUAACUGACAUUAAGGAUAAACUUCUACGUUUCCUGCUUCUGCAAUCACACGGACUGCUAAUCUCUUCUGGAUGUCCUCUCGAUGAGAUCAUCCUCUCCCAAAUAUGUCGCACGUCACCAAAUUGCCCACCGUUACCCGAAAUAUCCGAAGAAAUUCGACGAAAAUUCGACCAGUGGUGGGCAACUCAAUUCAGUCCCCAAUCUCCUGCGGGAAGGUCCCAGUUUGGAGGUCCGUUUCCCAGCCAAUAUUCUGUUCCUCCGCAGGCAUCAAAAGCAACCGAACGGUCGUUGUCAGAAUCUGGACACCCGGCCAUGCAAACAGUUCAUAAUCAAUUCCCCACUCAAAAAACUCGAAUGCGCACUAGUUUUGAUCCUGAGUUAGAAUUACCUAAGCUACAACGUUGGUUUACGGAAAAUCAACAUCCCAGCCGCCAGCAAAUACAGCAGUAUGUAAAGGAGCUGAACGGUCUUGAAUCUAGACGCGGCCGCAAACCUCUGGACGUCAACAAUGUCGUUUAUUGGUUUAAGAACGCAAGAGCUGCCCAAAAACGCGCAGAAAUAAGAAACGUGACUCCCGGAUUAUCCUGUCACCUCGCUGUAAAUGGUUACAGCAAUCACAGCCCAACCAAUGGCACGGGCUUUUUAAUUUCUGAUGGUUACUUAAACUCGGAAAGGUUGACCGAUCACAGAUUGAAAAAUAAUUUAUCAGUUCGGAGGGGUCCGCAAGCUUCGCAUACUUCGGACGAAUUUUCGAACGCGGGAUCUGAUUUAGAAGAUGAAGAUAUGAGCGAAGUUCAACCUUCUAGUCCUUCGGUGCCACUUUCGCUGACAACCACACGCAAACACGACUCCAGAGAGAACAGUCCUCGACCGUCGACUCCUCCACCUCCUCCCAACAUCCAAGGCGACUUAUGUAAAGUCGAACCCAAAGAAGAACCGAUCAACUACCACUCGCCCGGCGACCACAUAAACAACAAUAAAAUCAACCUUUCUGAUAUGGAGGAGGACGAUCUUGAAACAGAACAUGAUAAUAAAAGUCAUUUUGACGGGAGCAAUUUGACUUCGCCGGCAAGUAGACAAAUAACUCAGCGUUACUCCAAUUCUCCUGAUGUAGAUACUUCCCUGCUGUCACGCACUCCAAGUGAUGGUAUAGAACGAUUAGCGGCUGGUUUUCCUCUUGUGCCAAAUUCUAUGUUUAGUCAUAGUAUAAUGUAUAUGAGUCAUUAUAUCCCUGGUUUGUCUCACACUGCAACGUCACCUCCUGGUUCUAGCGCUUUAGGAAUGUCAAAUCUGACGGCAGACGAACGUCGAAAACGUAACCGUACCUUUAUAGAUCCUGUUACUGAAGUACCGAGAUUAGAGCAGUGGUUCUCCCUCAACACCCACCCAUCUCAUAAUUUGAUAUUAAAAUAUACUGAAGAGUUGAACUGUAUGCCUUAUCGCCAAAAAUUUCCACGCUUAGAACCAAAGAACGUUCAGUUUUGGUUUAAAAAUCGUAGAGCUAAAUGCAAAAGGUUGAAGAUGUCGCUUUUCGACAGUCAGACGACGGGACAAUAUCACCACAGCGAGCGAGAUUAGAAUUUUCUUUUCACUGAUAUUCAUGGUGUGAUUUCUAACCUGUACUUAGACUGGUAUCCUGAUUUUCGUUGAAUAGGUAAUCAAUAAAAUUUUUAAUAGGGGUAAGGCAACUUGGUAUAGACAAUAAAACGUUUGCUCUCUUAUUGUCUAUCUGAAACAAGUGGACGGUCAGAAAUUGACGAACCUCGUUCUUACCUGAAUACUCGUUGGUUUUAAAUUUUUCUUUAUGUAUGCAACCAGUAUUACGUUGUUAGUAUGCUUGUAAUGGUACUUGCGCGAACGCGAUUCAAAGCAGUUGCAGGUACGACCCUUUUUAAAAAUUUUAUAAUAUAUGUUGAAUGAUAAUAAUUGUACCAAAGAUUGUUAAUAAAUUUGUAUUAUUGUAAACGAGAAGAUUCGUUUUGUUGAUAAUAAAGACAUGAUUGUACAACA
Zophobas morio is the source of this 2759-nucleotide messenger RNA. RefSeq lists its product as uncharacterized. Gene Ontology annotation, molecular function: DNA-binding transcription factor activity, RNA polymerase II-specific; RNA polymerase II cis-regulatory region sequence-specific DNA binding. The transcript is spliced from 5 exons. The record is from RefSeq and is a predicted model, not a curated record. Gene Ontology annotation, biological process: regulation of transcription by RNA polymerase II; chromatin remodeling. The coding region runs from base 111 to 2327 and encodes 738 amino acids. Lineage: Eukaryota; Metazoa; Arthropoda; Insecta; Coleoptera; Tenebrionidae.